Musa acuminata subsp. malaccensis (wild Malaysian banana) is the source of this 1377-nucleotide messenger RNA. Its product is annotated as BIIDXI-like protein At5g11420. The record is from RefSeq and is a predicted model, not a curated record. Lineage: Eukaryota; Viridiplantae; Streptophyta; Magnoliopsida; Zingiberales; Musaceae.
ACCCACUCUGUAGAUUUGCUUCGUUCAGUGAUCUCUUUCCUUCCUCCUCCCUUCGCACUCUCUGCUUCGUCGGGCCACCAAAAAUGCUGCGUUUGCUUCCUUCAUUCUUGCUUCUCUGUGUUGCUUGUCAACUGGCGGCUGCCUUCACGGAUGGCUUGCUGCCGAAUGGGAACUUUGAGCAGGGGCCGAAGCCGUGGCAGCUUAAGGGCACGAAGGUGGCGGGCCGCGACGCCAUCCCCCGGUGGCAGAUCACGGGCUUCGUGGAGUACAUCCAAUGGGGGCAGAAGCAAGGGGACAUGCUGCUGGUCGUGCCCGAGGGCUCCUACGCCGUCCGCCUUGGCAACGACGCCUCCAUCAAGCAGAGUGUGAAGGUCACCAAAGGCGUGCGCUACUCGCUGACGUUCAGCGCCGCGCGGACGUGCGCGCAGGAGGAGCGGCUCAACGUCUCGGCGUCGCCCGAGUCGGGCGUGCUCCCCAUGCAGACCAUGUACAGCAGCAACGGGUGGGAUUCCUACGCCUGGGCGUGGCUGGCCAAGUCCGACGAGGUGGAGGUGGUGAUCCACAACACCGGCGUCUCCGAGGACCCCGCCUGUGGCCCUCUCAUCGAUUCCGUCGCCAUCAAGCAGCUCUUCCCUCCUCGGAGGACCAACACGAACCUUUUGAAGAACGGAGACUUCGAGGAAGGGCCAUACAUCCUCCCCAACACCACCUGGGGCGUCCUCAUCCCUCCCCAGAUCGAGGACGACCACUCCCCCCUCCCCGGGUGGAUGGUGGAGUCCCUCAAGGCCGUCAAGUACCUGGACGCCGAGCACUUCUCCGUUCCGCGCGGCCGCCGCGCCGUGGAGCUCCUCGCGGGCAAGGAGUCCGCCAUCGCGCAGGUCGUCCGCACCGUCCCCGGCCGCCGGUACGCCCUCUCCUUCGCGGUGGGCGACGCUAGCAACGCCUGCGAGGGGUCGCUGCUCGUCGAGGCCUUCGCGGGCGAGCACACCAUCAAGGUGCCCUACGAGUCGAAGGGGCGGGGCGGGUCCAAGCGCGCGGUGCUCCAGUUCACGGCCACCACCGCGCGCACGCGCGUCGUCUUCUGGAGCUCCUACUACAACACCCGGAGCGACGACCUCAGCUCGCUCUGCGGUCCCGUGCUCGACGACGUCGCGCUGGUUAGCGUCCGCUACCCGAAGCACGCGUGAGCGUCGGCGGACGUCGCUUGGCUCUAUAGGCAACUCCUCGUUGGCGCUUGAGGCGCCGCCACCACCGCUUUGCGGGUCUCAUUCGGUGGCGGAGUCGCCAUGAGCGCAAUAUCACAAUUAUUUUGUGUGCUAUGCUAAAUUAUUUGAGAUGAAUCACAUAUAAUAUUACGCAAUUAGAUUUUUUAUGUUC